GAGGAUCUGACAGGGACACGCGAGCAUCCGUGCUCCUUGUUCUCCGGCGGAGACAUAUUAAUACCACUGAUGCAUGGCCAAUUAGAAGCAGGACCCAGCUCCGGCCCCUCCCGUCUAUGCCCUAGUGAUUUAUUGACAGGAAUUGCCGAGGCUCUUAAUGGUUAGUUUGGAUGGGAAUUAAUUCUGGGCUGGAUAAAUAAUGCAUUAAGGUUUAUUUAGUCAAACGUAAGGCAUCGUUCCCCAGCUUGUAGUGGGAGCAAAGAGAAGCGAGUCUUGCCGGAGAGACGGGGCCUGAGGGAAGCAGCGGCGUCGGGGACAGGCUAGGUUAUUAUGAGGAGCGACAGAGAGCAGCCAAAAGGAGAGAGGAUGAAAGCACGCUGAAGGCUGGGAAGAAAGCAUCUCUGGAAGCAGGAAUAUGUUGAGCCCUAAGAUAAGACAGACUAGAAGAGCCCGAUCGAAAAGCCUCGUGAUGGGCGAGCAGAGCGGACCCUCUGCCAGGCCCGUGUCCCCCAACCUGCAGGACCGUGUGCUCAAGGCAGGUUGGCUGAAGAAGCAGAGGAGCAUCAUGAAGAACUGGCAGCAGCGGUGGUUUGUGCUGCGUGGGGACCAUCUCUUCUACUACAAGGAUGAGGAAGAAACCAAGCCACAGGGAUUUAUUCCACUGCAAGGAAAUCAGGUGGCCGAAUUCCUUCCCAAUCCUGAAGAACCAGGAAAACAUCUCUUUGAAAUCACUCCAGGUGGCUCAGGAGACCGGGAAAAGAUGCCUGUUAAUCAUGAAGCUUUCCUUCUCAUGGCUAACUCCCAGAAUGACAUGGAAGAUUGGGUGAAAGCCAUUCGCCGGGUCAUAUGGGCUCCGUUUGGUGGAGGAAUCUUUGGGCAGCGGCUGGAAGACACCGUCCAAUACGAGAGCAAAUACGGCCACCGCCUGGCCCCUCUGCUGGUGGAGCAAUGUGUGGAUUUUAUCCGGGAGCGGGGGCUCACCGAGGAGGGCCUCUUCCGAAUGCCCGGCCAAGCCAACCUAGUCAAGGACUUGCAGGAUUCGUUUGACUGCGGAGAGAAACCUCUCUUUGAUAGUUCCACUGACGUGCACACCGUCGCCUCCCUCCUCAAGCUCUACCUGCGGGAGCUGCCGGAGCCCGUCGUCCCCUUCGCCAGAUACGAAGACUUCCUCUCCUGUGCCCAGCUGAUUUCCAAGGAUGAGGGUGAGGGUACGCAAGAGUUGACUAAACAAGUGAAAAAUCUUCCUCAGGCAAACUACAACCUUCUCAAAUACAUAUGCAAGUUUUUGGAUGAAGUUCAGUCUCACUCGAGUGUGAACAAGAUGAGCGUCCAGAAUCUUGCCACCGUGUUUGGGCCAAACAUCCUACGUCCCAAAAUGGAAGAUCCAGUGACGAUAAUGGAAGGUACCUCGCUGGUGCAGCAGCUGAUGACGGUUUUGAUCAGCAAACACAGCCAGCUGUUCACCGCCGUGCCCCCGACCUUGCCCGCGGCCACGCUCGCCCCCCGCCCGGGCAGCAGAGGCGGGUCUCAGCGCAGCGCCGUGGAGUGGAUCUCCGAGGAAGGCGGGGAGGAGGGCCCGUCCCAGCCCGGCGCGUCGAGCCCCACGGCCGGCCCCGCGCCCGCCCCCCGGGCCGCCUCGCUGGACGCGGCCACGGCCGCCGCCCUGGGCAGGGCCGCCCCCCCGGAGCGCGAGCCCGGCGGCGGGCCGGCCCAGCCCGCCACCAGCCCCGGGAAGCGGGGCCAGACCCUGCCCCACUGGAAGUACUCCUUCCGGCAGCCCGGGGCCCGCUCGCUCAGCCCCAAGCCGGGCAGCUCGGCGCUGGACGUGUCGACCCCGGCCUCCUCGGGCGGGAACUGGCUGAUGAACGGGCUGUCCUCCCUGCGGGGCCACCGGCGGACCUCCACGGGGGAGCGGGCCAAGGACUCCGGCUCGGCCCAGCGGCUGUCCACGUACGACAACGUGCCCGCGGCCGGCCUCUCCCUGAGCACGCCCAGCGUGGCCGGCACCUCCUGGUCCGCCUCCUCCUGCGAGAUCUCCGCCGUCGACUCCGUCAGCAGCUGCCCGGCCUGCCGCGCCAGCGACUCUUCGGCCUGCGACUCCCUGAGGACCGAGUGGGCCCCCGGCGGCGACGGCCGGUCCGCGGAGCUGGGCCUCGGCAGCGGCGAGGGCCUGGACGUCUGCGGCGGCAGCGGCGUGGGCGACAGCGAGCCCGGCAGCUCCGCCGGGGCUUCCAGAGACUCCGCCCUCUGUUCCCGGGCCCUGCAGAGCCUGGUCUCGGAGCUCCAGGCCGACCUGGGAAAACAAAGGACUGAGUUCGAAUCCAGUAUCAGAAGAAUCGAAGAAACCAGCACCGAGCUGAGGACGCAAAUGGUAAGAUUGGAAGAGGAGCUGGAUCAGGAGAGGAAGAAAUACACAAUGCUGGAAAUCAAACUGAGAAACUCAGAACGUGCUAGGGAGGAUGCAGAGAAACGAAACCAGCUUCUCCAGAAGGAAAUGGAAGAAUUCUUUUCGACACUGGGAAGCUUAACUCUGGGGGCCAGAAGCACUAAAGUUCCAAAGUAAAGGAAACUGAAGAGAGAUAGAAUUCUGUCUUUUUGGUUUUUGAUUUUUCUUUUUUCAUUCCAAACAGAGCAGCUGAUCUCUGCUCCCUCUUGUCUACUCGUGUAUCAUGAGUAAUAGCGAAGCGACUCUUUGCUCCUUCGCACUGUUGUCCUGGUUUACAUAUGCUAUCUUAUUGGGGCUAUCAGGGAAAUUAAAAGGUCGACUCGACUGCACCUUGGCCACGCUUUGGGUGGGGGACACAACAUCUGACUUGCCUUCAGGGAAAGGCUAUUUGGAAUUCACCGUGGGGACCCGGUGGGGGCUCUGUAUCUGCGGCCCCUCCGGCCAGGAAGCGGGAGUUCAGUUUGUGGGUCGAAUGAAAUUGAACAUGAAAAUGUGCAUUCUUGAUUAAAUUUGCUUUAAAAACA
Molecule: messenger RNA, 2970 nt
Organism: Ornithorhynchus anatinus (platypus)
Lineage: Eukaryota; Metazoa; Chordata; Mammalia; Monotremata; Ornithorhynchidae
Gene: ARHGAP22
Product: Rho GTPase activating protein 22
Exons: 10
Coding region: 416-2563 (715 amino acids)
Biological process (GO): activation of GTPase activity; signal transduction
Cellular component (GO): focal adhesion
Molecular function (GO): GTPase activator activity
Source: RefSeq, a predicted model, not a curated record